Microplitis demolitor is the source of this 1224-nucleotide messenger RNA. RefSeq lists its product as uncharacterized. The transcript has 2 exons. Bases 258 to 1160 code for a protein of 300 amino acids. Gene Ontology annotation, biological process: proteasome-mediated ubiquitin-dependent protein catabolic process; regulation of proteolysis. Gene Ontology annotation, molecular function: ubiquitin protein ligase binding. Lineage: Eukaryota; Metazoa; Arthropoda; Insecta; Hymenoptera; Braconidae. The record is from RefSeq and is a predicted model, not a curated record. Gene Ontology annotation, cellular component: nucleus; cytoplasm.
CAAGAAAAAAUAUUUGGAAAGAAAACCGAUUGCUUAGUUAAGGAUUAGUAAUGACCAUAAUGUCUACAACAUCUAACACAUGGCCCUGUAAGGAAUAAAAAAAAAUAUCUGUAACACAUUGGAAAAUUGUCUUGUAUAGUAUCGGCAUCUAGUUACUUUUAAGAUUCUUGACAAUAAUUUUAAAUUAUUAGAAAAAAUAAAGUUCUUGUUACAAAUUGACAACAAGGAAAUCUAACCUUGAAAUUAUAAUAAACAAAAUGGAGUCACCAGCAACAGAGACAGUAACGACUACAAUUUCUUUUGACUGUGAGCUAGAAUUGAGUAAAAAACGAGGAUGGGUCGAUUCAAAUAUUUUCCACUUAGACUGCGCUCCUGAAGUUAACUUUAAAGUUUCCGCGUACAUUAAUUACCGGAAUACUCGAGUAAACAUAAAAGUUAGCAAAAGUGAAGUUGAAGUUGCCUAUGCCAUAGUAAAAAUUACAGUCCCUGGGACGCCAACUAUACUUGAAGAUGUGUCAGGAUGGAAGGAUGCAGUUUAUUUUCAAGACGUGUCAAUUCCUGCUAAUUCUGAUAUAUGUUCGAAAUUAGGGUUAAACUGUAAUCCAGCUGAUUCUGAUGAGCAUGUGUACCAGAUUAAAAUAAACUGUUCAAUAAUAUGGUUUGGAUUUAUCGAUGACCUCCGGUACUCAGAGGCUGUAUACUCAAACAUACAGAAAUAUUGUACAGUCGAGUCUAGUGACAUUAAGAUAAAAGUUGAAGAUACUGAUUUUCUAGCACAUAAAUUUAUUUUACGAACGGAAAGUAAGGUAUUUGAAAAAAUGUUGGCAAAAGAUGUUAAAUUAGAAGAAAAUUGCAUUUAUCUUUCGGAUCUUGAAGUUGAUGUUAUUAAAGAGUUGUUAUUGUUUAUAUAUUAUGGUAAACUACAAGAAGCUGUUGUUGAUAAUGAAUUGACAUUGAAAUUAUUUAAAGCCGCUUCAGUUUAUCAGCUGUCAAAAUUGAAAAAUGUGUGCGCAUUAUUGCUGAGUAAUAAAUUGACAUUUGAUAAUGUAAAGAUGUUAAUGAAAAUAGGCACUCUUUAUAAUUCAUCGAUAUUGAGACAAAGAGCUAUUGCUUAUAUAAUUAAUAAUCGAUUAGAAUUUUUAUGUCCAGACGAUCUCUAAACUUUAAGAUAAAUAGUUGACAUUAACGAUAUCAAUAAUUUUUUAUUACAAUGUAUAUUUUUUA